This is a messenger RNA of Gracilinanus agilis (Agile Gracile Mouse Opossum), 1172 nucleotides long. It is a transcript of the gene AURKB, whose product is annotated as aurora kinase B. Gene Ontology annotation, cellular component: spindle pole centrosome; chromosome passenger complex; spindle midzone. Gene Ontology annotation, molecular function: ATP binding; protein kinase activity. The record is from RefSeq and is a predicted model, not a curated record. Lineage: Eukaryota; Metazoa; Chordata; Mammalia; Didelphimorphia; Didelphidae. Gene Ontology annotation, biological process: protein phosphorylation; mitotic spindle organization; regulation of cytokinesis. Bases 1 to 1098 code for a protein of 365 amino acids. The transcript has 8 exons.
AUGCAGUUUGCAAAAAGAAGCAUCUUGAUGACUUUACCAUCUAUUGGAAAUCUUGCCUUCCAUUUCAAAUCUGCAUUGGACAUUUUCCAUCCUCAGUCCAGCCUGAAUACCCUGCCCCUGAGUAUAUUCCGAAAAGAGAUAGCGACUCCCUCUGCAACCCUCCUCAUGCAUCGUUCCAGAGGUCUUCUAGAGCUUUCAGGUGCUCAGCCAGCAGCUUUACCUAGCAGGAUAGGACUGGAUAAUAGCAAUGUGAAGUCAAACCAAGCAGUGCGUCAUUUAAAAAUUGAAGACUUUGAAAUUGGGCGGCCCCUAGGCAAGGGCAAGUUUGGGAAUGUGUACCUUGCUCGGGAAAAGAAUAGCCAAUUCAUUGUGGCACUGAAGGUUCUCUUCAAGUCUCAGAUGGAAAAGGAGGGUGUAGAACAUCAGCUCCGAAGAGAGAUUGAGAUCCAGUCCCAUCUUCGGCACCCCAACAUCCUUCGCCUCUAUAAUUACUUCCAUGAUCGUCGUCGGGUUUAUCUGAUUCUGGAAUAUGCGCCUCGGGGAGAACUCUACAAGGAACUGCAGAAGAGUCGUACAUUUGACCAGCUACGCACAGCCACGAUCAUGGAGGAGCUUGCAGAUGCCUUAAUCUACUGCCAUAAGAAGAAAGUGAUUCACAGAGACAUUAAACCUGAGAAUCUACUCAUGGGACUUCGAGGAGAGCUCAAGAUUGCUGACUUUGGCUGGUCUGUCCAUGCCCCCUCUCUUAGGAGGAAGACAAUGUGUGGGACCCUAGAUUACCUUCCCCCUGAGAUGAUUGAAGGACGUACACAUGAUGAGAAGGUGGAUCUUUGGUGCAUUGGAGUACUGUGCUAUGAGCUACUAGUGGGAAAUCCUCCUUUUGAAAGCUCCUCUCACAGUGAGACCUAUAGACGGAUCACCAAGGUGGACCUGAAAUUCCCUUCAUCUAUGCCUUCUGGAGCCCAGGACCUGAUCUCUAAGCUGCUCCGGCAUAACCCCUCAGAGCGACUUCCCCUCACUCAGGUCUUGGAGCACCCCUGGGUGCAGACUCAUUCCCGGAGAGUGCUUCCCCCUUGCUCGCCCCAACCUGCCCACUGAAUCCUGUCUUAUGUAUAGAUUUAUGUGCUUUUUGUAUGUUGAAAGGAAAUGAAGUGAGAGGAUAGAUACUUGAC